Lentinula edodes (shiitake mushroom) is the source of this 829-nucleotide messenger RNA. RefSeq lists its product as uncharacterized. The annotation marks the transcript as partial. The record is from RefSeq and is a predicted model, not a curated record. The transcript is spliced from 2 exons. NCBI's taxonomy places the organism in Eukaryota, Fungi, Basidiomycota, Agaricomycetes, Agaricales, Omphalotaceae.
GGCACGAAGCAGAGGAUAUUGUGGUAGGCGCUGGAUUUUGCACAAAAACUAGUUCCAUACUUCUCAUUUCGACAUAACAAACAGUGUCUUCAUUGCUUCCCAUAAUGGUCCAACUCUCACUUCCCCGUUUCAGUCGACCACCCUUCAGCCUCCACCUCCCACAAUGAUCCCGACUCUAUCCUUUGACUCGGACUCGGAAUCUUCAUCCUCGACUGAAACUGAAUGGGAAGUGUACGCGCGGCUGUUACUUCCUCGAAAGAGAGGAUACCCACUAUGGCUACCAAAACCUCACCAGGGUUUACCAGAAGAAUAUAGACGGGUGGGAGUGCGCAUUGGAGAUGUGGGAAUUCUAAAUGAGCUUGGAGGGUUUGACUAUCUCUUCAAUGCAUGCCUUCCUGCAGAUCAUCCAGUGAACAUAGGUCGGGUUCCUCCUGAUUUCAGACACCUUCAAGGUGUCGAUGCUAGCGGAACUACUGAACUCGCACAGAAUUGUCGUGCAGGUUCCCACGUUGCUAGUAAUCCUUCUCAAAUCCACCGAUCAAGAAUUCCAUAUUUCCCGGGACAGCAAAGAAUUCCCGGGGUGUCCAAAGAAGUUGGGGCGGGAUUAUCUUUCACAUCGUCAGCUACCAAAGGUUCUCUACUUAUCCUUCCCGAGGGUGCAAGUCAGAUCGAUCACCAAGAAUAUACCAAGUUCUAUCGCUUUGCCGCAGAAUGUGCUCAGUCUUGGUACACGUACGUUAACGGUCCCUUGGCCCGAGGAGCUCACAAUGGAUCACUGUAUCUUGUCACUGGAUGUGACAAAGCGCGCGCUUGGGGAGUAGCAUCGUUU